AUGUCUCGGCCAUCGAAAGAAGACUGGGUUUGUAGUGACCCAAAAUGUAAAAAUGUUAAUUUUGCUAAAAGAGAGAGAUGCAACCGCUGUGAUAAGCCUAGGAAGCAUGGACCGUCAAGCAAAGCUGGUUUUGAGGUCGGUAAACAGCUAGCUGAGAAAAGCAAAGGACUUUUUAGUCCAGAUGAUUGGAUAUGUAAGACAUGUGGUAAUGUGAAUUGGGCUCGUCGAAAUACCUGUAAUGUAUGCAAUGCUCCAAAAAUUGAUAUACAAGGUGAAAGAACCGGUUAUGGUGGUGGAUUUAUGGAACGUGAUGAAGUAGUCGAAUAUCGUGAGCAUAGAGAUUCAGAUGAUGAAUUUGAUGAAUUCGGUCGUAAAAAGAAACAUUUUCGUAAAGGUCAAAGUGAUCAAUUGAACAGUAAUCAUGAUUCAUCGGAUUCAAGUAAUCAUAACAACCUACAAGAAAGCCACAAUUCAAUGAGUCAUGAUCAUAUUGAUAAAGCUAAUGAUCAGGUGGAUGAAGACGACAACGAAGAUGAUGAAGAAGACGAAGAAGAAUCCGGUGAUGAUGCUGAUCUAUCGAAAUAUGAUAUUUGGGGUACAGAAGACGAUGAUGUGACUACUAAUAAGUCAAAAAUGUCCGCCACCGCCAACAAAAAAUCACAUAGUCGAAGUGCUUCAUCGUCUUCAGGCUCCGGCUCGGAUUCCGAUUCUGACUCAUCCUCUUCUUCAGCCUCCUCUUCAUCUUCCAGUCAUGCUUCACAAUCAGACUCAUCAUCCAGCGAAUCCUCCUCCAAACCUGAAGAUCAACAAUCCAGUGGUGGGAAACGAGCUCAUCCUAACAACAAUAACAACAACAACAACAACGGUGAUGUGCACAGUGAUUCUGGCGAUUCAACUCCAGUGAAUCAGAAACGAAAAAGGCGUACUGCUGAUGCUAAUGAUCAUGGACAACGUGAUCGGUCGAGAUCACCUUUGUAA
Messenger RNA from Trichobilharzia szidati, 978 nucleotides. The record is from the annotation of a GenBank genome assembly. Lineage: Eukaryota; Metazoa; Platyhelminthes; Trematoda; Strigeidida; Schistosomatidae.